AAAAAAAAGAAACAGAUCGAGAUUUUGAGAGGAGAUAGAGAAAGAGUUCCAGUGAGAGAGAGAGAUAGAGAGUUAGAUCGAAAAAGAGAACGAGAGAGUUAGAUCGAAAGAGAUCCAGCCCUGAUUGUUGACCGGAGUGCUUGGGUUGUUUAAAAAGGGUUCUUCUUCUUUGUCAAAAGGAAAGUGAAAGAAAGAAAAAAUGGCUUCGUUCUGUAGAUCAGCUGUGAGGUCAGGGAUGAGAUCCAUGGCUGCGUUACGGAACCAAAACCUAAAUUCAAAACCUUUCUCUCCUCCGUUUCCUCUUCCAACAACAAGCUCUCUUCCUCGCACUUCUAGAUUUGCAGUGGCCCUGGCAAGUGUGGAAUCAAUGAUGCCUCUUCACUGUGCAAUUGCUAAUUCUCGUCUCAAAUCAAGUAUUGCUGUUGACUCUAGUUGCUGGAGUUGGAUGUCCCAAGGGCUUUCAUUACCAUUGUGACGAAGGGACUCAUGGUGCGUUAACAGUUAAAACAAGACUAUAUUGUACGCUCUGCAUUUUCUCUAUCUAUGUUUUCGUGCUUAAAAAUUAUGAAAAUUGUUUAAGCAGCUAAUAUGCUAAACACUGCGAUUGAGUUAUGACUGCCAAGUGCAAAGUUUUACUUAUUUGAUGUUACCUGGAAGUGGAUUCUUGAAAAAUAUUUUGGUGAUAAAGUGAUUGUUCCUGGAUACAAUCCCGAUAAUAUUCUCUUUUAUACCA
Molecule: messenger RNA, 733 nt
Organism: Papaver somniferum (opium poppy)
Lineage: Eukaryota; Viridiplantae; Streptophyta; Magnoliopsida; Ranunculales; Papaveraceae
Exons: 4
Coding region: 200-475 (91 amino acids)
Source: RefSeq, a predicted model, not a curated record